UGUGUUUUCAAAUUUCUCCGGCGCAGUGUGGACGCUGCCUCAGAUUACGCGGUCCAGAGAGAGUGGCGCCAGAAAUGUACGCUGGAUGUCGCCCCGCAGUGACCUUUUCGUGUUGUAUUUAGCUUGAGAGCAGAAUCUUGGCAAAGAGGAUGAAAUAAUUAAGGAAAGCUGAGCCCAAAGGGUCACGUUUAAUGUGUCUUCAUGGCAAAAAGGACCAAUGGAAACAAAAGGGUCUCUAAUGAUCGACUUCUGAAAUGAAAAUAAACAGGAUGUCAUUACAUAUUUUUGUUUCUGAUUACACUGCCGUGGCUCUAAUAAAUACUUCCCAUAAAAUUGGCUUUGACACAAGCUUCUCGUUUCUCAAGUGAGCAAGUAUUUGGAGUGCCUCUCGGAACAGACAGCCUUUAAGGUCCCAGUCCCAGAUGGCGCGCUUUCUCCUGGUCGUAUUCGUCUUGCUAAGUUCUACAUCUGGUAGCCAUCUUCAUAAAGGUGACGACCUGACCGAAGGUUCUCCUUCUAAAAAGGUCGUGGAUUUCACUGUUCACAUCAGCGAGGCUGGAGAAAAAUACAACGAGAAGAUCGAGGUGGAUCCAAACAAGCGAACAGAAUUGUUUCAAGUUCCCGCUCAUCCUGGAGUGGAUCGCAGUGACACCUUACAUGACUUCAAACAAAAACUUACCAUCGUGCGAUUCCCCGACAGCAAGAAUUGCUAUGUCUUCCCUCUUCAAAACGAACAAUCCGCGCCUAAAAAACUGAUCAGAGAUCUCGUGGAGGCCAAGCAGACUGUUAUUACAGAGACCAGGCGGGUUGAUACCACAUGGGUCACUGACAACGAAGUGACUGACCGUGCUGUCCUUGCUGAUGAAUUAACAGAGUUUUGUGCGCAGUAUCGGAUAUACCACGUGAGAGAGGCGUUAGAGAGUCUGGAAGUGACAGGCAUCCGAACAGAAGGAAGAACAAAUCGGGUGCGUAGACAGAGCGGAAGUGGUCUAGAAAAUGGUACAGCACUGUGCCCAGGUGGUAUGGACCUUAGUGAAGCCAGCGAAGCCUGUUCUGAGCCCAAAUUAGACUGCAAGACAGAAUACACUUGUGGUAAGAUCGUUAAAUGUAGAAAUGUCACGCGUGAAACAACUAACGUGCGUGACCGGCGUCUCAGAAUUGGAAGAAUGUUACGUCUCUUCAACCGCAGAGGUUAUAUGGGUUUUCAUCAUCGCCUUCGACAUCGACGAUUUCGCAGGGAUUCUCGCAGCCUUUCUCGUCGAUCAGUCAUUUGUAGGAAUGUUCACAUCACAAGGAAAGUCACAGUAUGUUGCAAGUACAUUUGCAGCAAGGCUGAAAAUUCUGACAACGAAGGAGCAGAGAUUUUUGAAAGGCGUCACAUCAGAUUUGGUUAAUAACAAGGGAACCCUUCGUCAUUAUAUUUCUGUCAACCGUGAUUUGGGGCAUUCUGGUUUUCAUAUUUUAGGAGGGCUCGAGGGUAGAAGGGACAACGUGAAAUGAUCAAGAUGGUUGGGGGGGGGCGAUGUUCUACUAUACAGCCUUGAGUCGUGACUGACUAUCAUAAUUAGACAUACCAAAAAACAGAUGCUGUAGUUUGAUUCAUGAAAAUUGCUUGAACCGUGUGGUCAACAACUAAUCUCUGCUCACAAUAUCGCUGCAAUGUAAAGUAUGAAAGUAAGGAGAAGAUAGGUAACCAUCAUCUAAGGGAACGUGUCUUGAUAGAGAGAAAUUAAACGUGUAAGGUGAGAAAAUUACCUUGACGCUGUUCUAACCCACAGACUGAAAUUGUUUGAGAACCUUUCUUUUUUUAACUUCGUUCUUACUUAAGCAAGCUAUGUUUUUAUUUUCUUUACAUAUAAAAUGGAUGAAAGCGUCAGAUUAUAUUACACGGCUCUCAGGGUUACCCAUUUUGUUGUUUUCUUUUUUUCUUAGCUAGAUUUCGGCCGGAGCGCGAGCUUCUCUCUCGAACAGCGGCUGGUAAUCGAGCCCAUCUUUUCUCGAGAACAGUGUCGUGAAGUUAUUUCAGCACAUCAACGUUGCUUCGCCAGUAUCCUUUCUGAGGAAAACGAAACUUGGUUACUGGCAACGAAACCGCCAGCUUUGUUUUGUGUUUCUUAAAGUUAUCAUUGCCGGCCCAUUUCGAGAGAUCAAAAGAUGAAGUUGCUAAUCAAUUCAUACUUUCUAAUGGUAGGAUUUGUAGAGCUCAUAUCUCUUAUAUAACAAGGUUUUAAUUACAUGUGUUUUAACAGACCGCUCAAGAUCGCUUCAAGCGUGAAACUUGACGAGUAACUGUAGUUUCUAUAAAAUUUGAAUUUAUACAUUUCUUUCAGUGGUUCUGACACGUUCAUCCCACAUUUCCCAAAAUUAAAAAAAAAGUUUUCAGUGUUCUCUGGGAUUCCCCCGAGGUUAAAAUCUUAAAAACAUCGGCCCACCAUAUACACUUUUUUUAUCUUAAAAUCACUGUCGAGGAAGGCAAGUUCUGACUAGGGAAAGAUUGACUUUUAAAAAUUUUAACGUUGGAAGAACUGCUGGAAAAAAAAAUAAACUUUUCGAUACUUUUUUUCUUUUCUUUUCUUUUUUUUUUUUUUGUCGUCGUUCAGUUAAGUUAACUUCUAAUAGCUAGCAAUCACGGAAGUUAGUGGAGGCCUAGUGGCUUCAUGGUUAGUGCGCUCGUCUCCGGAUUGAGCGGUUUGGGUUAGAGCCCUGGCCGGGGACAUUGUGUUGUAUUCUUGGGCAAGAUACUUAAAUUGAAUCUCACAGUGCUUCUCUCCACCCAGGUGAAAAAAUGGGUACCAGCGCAAUUACGAAUGCUGGGGGUAACCCUUCGAUGGACCAGUAUCCCAUCCAUGGGGGGAGUAGAAAUACUCCUAGUCGCUUCAUGCUACAGAAACCGGGAUAGGCUCCGGUCUGAUGGGCCACUUUGCUCUUAUGCAGACUUUUACUAAAAUUAGCUACCAGAUAGAGUUGACCCAAUGACGUUCUGUAAGUGUAUACAUAUACAUAAACAGAGAGAUCAGAGGCAUGGUUAUAGAUGAGAGAUCAGACUUGAAGUACUUAGCGCCGGCUAACUCCUUACUUCAUAGCAUUAACUAAAACUUAAGGUAAUGGGCGUUUACAUAUUUUUCAGAAUAUGUACGAAUCAUUCGGCAUCUCGAAGUUUAUAUUAACCAUAGGUUAGAGCGACAUUGCGUCUAUUUCAGCAUGUUUUAGUGCCUUUGUUACAAGUAACCGUUGUGUAAAUUUUUGUUUUAAUAAAUGAUGCUACGAGAAAAACAAAA
This is a messenger RNA of Orbicella faveolata, 3278 nucleotides long. RefSeq lists its product as uncharacterized. Gene Ontology annotation, biological process: negative regulation of amyloid precursor protein biosynthetic process. The record is from RefSeq and is a predicted model, not a curated record. NCBI's taxonomy places the organism in Eukaryota, Metazoa, Cnidaria, Anthozoa, Scleractinia, Merulinidae. Gene Ontology annotation, cellular component: plasma membrane; Golgi apparatus; extracellular exosome. Gene Ontology annotation, molecular function: amyloid-beta binding.